AUGACCUAUAGAAAAGCAAGAGGAUUAUGUUUUAAGUGUGGAGCUAAAUGGGGACCCCAGCAUAAGUGUGCAGCUACUGUACCUCUGCAUUUGGUGGAAGAAGUCUGGCAAAUGUUGGCUGAACCAGUACCUAUUUCCACCACAACUACAGAGUCUGAUGAUGAUGAUGAUGAGUUAAUGGCUCUGUCGGAACAUGCUCUUAAAGGUACCUGUGCUGCUCAUGCUUUGAAAUUUGCUGCCUCCAUUUACGACUUUCAGUCAGUGAUCUUAGUCGACCCUGGAAAUUCACAUAACUUCAUCAGUGAACAGUUAGCUUCCCAGUUGACACCUUGGACACCACUUGCCCAUCCUAUGACUGUCAAAGUGGCUGAUGGAGCUACUCUCAAAUGUACUCAUGAAGUUGUGAAUUGUUCUUGGUCUCUACAAGGCACAUUAUUCACUACAACCUUCAAGAUUCUUCCUCUGCAUUACUGGGAAUGGAGUGGCUUGUCUUUCAGUCCAGUGCAAAUAGAAUGGAAACAGAAGUGGUUGAGCUUUGUUCAACAAGGACAACAAAUUCAACUACAGGGCAUUCAAGAAAAUGUGCAUUUUGGUAUCGAUCCUGAUCAAGACUGCAUUGUGCCUGAGCUGGAUAAAUGGCUCCUUCAACGCCAAACUGUCAAUGAAUUGCUUCAUCAGCAGCUCCUGCGUGCUCAGCAACGACAGAAGAACCAAGCUGACAAGCAUCGUACAGAACGUCAGUUUGAGGUUGGUGACACAAGAACCUGUCAUAUGCUCUCUUAUCGCUACUUUGGGCCCUAUGAAGUGGAAGCAAAGCAUUCAUCCGGUGUUCCAUGUUUCUCUUCUGAAAAAGGUAACACUGUCUCAUUUUCACCUUUGGCUCUAGACACUUCGUCUAAGCAGACACCAGAACUUGCACUGGAUCGUCGGCUUUGCACCAAAUCCCGCCGCACCUACUAUCAACUGUUGAUCAAGUGGUCUGGUUGGCCACCGGAGUUGGCUACUUGGGAAGACGAAGACGAAGUGAUCCGUCUGUUCCCUGAUUUCACGGCUUGGGGACAAGCCGUUGCCAAUGAAGGGGGAGAUGUCACAGUACGAGUCAAAGCCCCCGAAGGAAGCACUAAGACCAAAAGGCCCAGGAAGCCCAACACUCGAGUCAUUGGCCCAGACUGGAAAGCGUAG
Messenger RNA from Miscanthus lutarioriparius, 1182 nucleotides. NCBI's taxonomy places the organism in Eukaryota, Viridiplantae, Streptophyta, Magnoliopsida, Poales, Poaceae. The record is from the annotation of a GenBank genome assembly.